Messenger RNA from Mauremys reevesii (Reeves's turtle), 2802 nucleotides. It is a transcript of the gene HINFP, whose product is annotated as histone H4 transcription factor. Bases 261 to 1901 code for a protein of 546 amino acids. NCBI's taxonomy places the organism in Eukaryota, Metazoa, Chordata, Testudines, Geoemydidae. Gene Ontology annotation, biological process: anatomical structure development; regulation of transcription by RNA polymerase II. The record is from RefSeq and is a predicted model, not a curated record. Gene Ontology annotation, molecular function: DNA-binding transcription factor activity, RNA polymerase II-specific; RNA polymerase II cis-regulatory region sequence-specific DNA binding. The transcript is spliced from 10 exons.
CCAAACUCGGGCACUUCCGUGUUGACAGGCAGCCGGAACCUUCGUGUCCUGUCCUAGCGGGGGGCGUUUCCGGCCGAGUCCUUCCCGCCCGACGCCCCGCGCGCCCUCCCCUCGCUAGGAUUGGCUGCCGGGCUGGGAGGAAGCGCUGCCAUUGGCUGCGAAGGCGGCCGGCCUUUAGGUUGCUGCGGGCUUCCCCCCCCGGCGGGCACGGAGCGGGGCAGCUGCCGGCGCGAGGAGCCGCCGUGCCUAAACGUCAGACCAUGCCUCCUGGAAAGGCCGGCAAUAAGGAAAAGUUGGUGCUUCAGUGUGAAUGGGAGAUGUGCACCUAUGUGGCCUCUAAGAUGGAGGAGUUUUGUGAUCAUGUGUCGGAGCAUUUGCAGCUGCAUCUUCGUGGGGAGCAUAGGGAUGAGAUGAACCCUCUUGAAGAAUACACUUGUCUGUGGCAGGAAUGUGGCUUCUGCUCCCCAGAGAGCUCAGCAGACCUGGUCCGCCAUGUUUACUUCCACUGUUACCACACUAAGCUGAAGCAGUGGGGGCUGCAGGCCUUGCAGAGCCAGUCAGACGUGAGCCACUGUCAGCUGGACUUCCAGAGCCGUAACAUCAUUCCUGAGAUCCAGGAAAACUUCCUGUGUCUGUGGGAGUACUGUGAGAGAUCUUUUGAUAACUCUGAAUGGUUCUACCGGCAUGUGGAGGAUCACAGCUUCUGUUCAGAAUACAAGGCAGCUGGGAAGGAGAACCAUGUGGUCUUUUGUGGCUGGAAAGAGUGCGACUGCACCUUCAAAGGGCGCUGUAAGCUGCGGGAACACCUGCGCAGCCACACGCAGGAGAAGGUAGUGGCCUGUCCUACCUGUGGCGGGAUGUUCUCCAACAACACCAAGUUCUUUGACCACAUCCGCCGGCAGACCGCCCUGGAUCAGCAGAGGUUUCAGUGCUCCCACUGCUCCAAGAGGUUUGCUACCGAGAGGCUGCUGCGUGAUCACAUGAGGAACCAUGUAAACCACUACAAGUGCCCCUUGUGCGACAUGACCUGCCCGCUGCCCUCCUCCCUGCGCAACCACAUCCGCUUCCGGCACAGCGAGGAGCGGCCCUUCAAGUGUGACUACUGUGACUACAGCUGUAAAAAUCUCAUUGAUUUGAGGAAGCACCUGGACACUCACAGCAAAGAGCCAGCCUAUCGUUGCGAGUUCGAAGCCUGCAGCUUCACUGCGCGUUCCCUCUGCUCCAUCAAACUGCACUACAGGAAAGUCCACGAGGGUGACUCGGAACCCCGGUACAAGUGCCACAUCUGUGACAAGUGCUUCACGCGUGGGAACAACCUCACCGUGCACCUAAGGAAGAAACACCAGUUCAAGUGGCCCUCGGGCCAUCCUCGCUUCAGGUACAAGGAACACGAGGACGGCUACAUGCGGCUGCAGCUAGUGCGCUAUGAAAGUGUGGAGCUGACUGAGCAGCUGCUGAAGGACCGGGAGAAACAGGGCGAGUUGCUGGAUGGCACGGCGGAGUGUGUGGUGCUGACAGAGGGUGAGGGCAACUUGCAGGGGAUCAUCCUGGAGCCACCGGCAGAGGCCUCCCUGGAGGAAGCCAAUGACAUGGAAUCGCAGGUAGCCCCACUGCCACCACCGGUCUAUGGUGCUGCCAACCCUGACCCAGCUCAGCAAAGCACCUUCCCGAGAGCUGAGGCCUCGCCAGACCAAGAGCCCAGCGCCCCGCUCGGCCCCAUCAUCCGUGUGGUGAACAGGACCAAUGAGCAUGGGGAGAACGAGACCGUGUAUUACGUCAUGGCCAAUGCACCUUCGGAGGAGCAGGCAGCGGUGCCCAGUGGCCUGGCUGUGGAGCCGGAGGAGAACGUCAUGGACCGCCUACAGAAGACAGCUGAGGAGCUGGGGAUACAGAUUAUGUGAGAUGCUGGCGCUGCCUCUCUGCACUUUGGCUUCAAAAAUUCAGGUGUCUCUCCUGCUUGGGAGGGCAGGGAUGGAAUCACGAGCACUCUCCAUCACCCUGCUAGGGUCCCUCCAUGUCCUUGAUUAUAGACCCAGAGCAGUUGGUGCUGCCCGCGGGAAGGUUCUGAGCACGUCUGGUGAGCGCCCGGUGGGGGAGAGGGAUCGAUCUCCCUUGCACCAGCCUGGGAGAGGAAGGUGUCAGUGGAUGCUGGGAGCAGCCUUACAUAUUCUCAUGGCAAGAAAGGGGAUUCAAGCUGGGGAGUCAGUGCCCUGCAUCCUAUGGGGAGAGGUUUGGGCUGUGUUUCCACCACUACCACCCCAAAGGUCCCUGGCAGAAGGGUCCGACUCCUGCUGCUAAGAGGCUCAGUCCCUGUGCUCACUGAGAGCCCUGUGCUCAGCCAGAAUCUCCACUCCUUUGGAGCUGCAGGUGGAUUGACUUGCCUCCUGAGAUGCUGUUUGGCCUUAAGCAGGCUCAUUCUGUCCAGUAUCUCGUUGCCCUCGCGUGAACAAGAUGCCCUGACCCUGUCUCAGACACAUGGGAGUGUCCGUUUUCUAGCUCGCUCAAACAGAUCCCUUAUCAGUAUUUGCAUUGACACUGCCCCAUCCCCUGGUUGAUCUGAGCGGGGGAGCAGCCUAAGGGUCCAUUUGCCCUUGGCAGGUUGCUUCUCCCCCAUGCACUGGUGGGGAGCUGGUGUAAGCUGGGGGCCCUUCUCAGCACUCGGGGACCUUUGUGCAGCCUUCGUCCUCCCCUCGGGUUCUUGCUCAGGGCUUUCCCCACAUUGGGGCCUGGGCUCCUGGCUGUGCACAGUAAGUGCUUUUAUAAUAAUAAAUAAAUAAAAGUCCUGUGUGCCAGGUCAGGGUA